This is a messenger RNA of Beta vulgaris subsp. vulgaris (sugar beet), 4355 nucleotides long. RefSeq lists its product as hypothetical. The record is from RefSeq and is a predicted model, not a curated record. Lineage: Eukaryota; Viridiplantae; Streptophyta; Magnoliopsida; Caryophyllales; Amaranthaceae. The transcript has 20 exons. Bases 388 to 4044 code for a protein of 1218 amino acids.
UCCCGUACCUCUGACAUUCUUACACUGUCACCCAAGAUCCGAUACCCUUUCCCUUCUCCCACGUGUACACGUGCCACUCACUUUCUCCUCAAUUCACCACACGUGCCAACCUCAUUUUUCUCUCUCCUCCCUUUUCCUUUCCCCCACACGCACUCUAUGUGCGCAAUAACACAUUAACAACAAUAACAAGUAACAACAACACUCCCUCCAAAUUCCAAUCUCUCCAUGCACAAACCCAAUCAAACCUCCAUUAUUCUCUUUCCUCCAUCACAAUUCACAACCUCAAAUCACUUUCUAAAUCCACUUCCGGUUUUCCGGCAUUCAUUCCCGGUUUUCCGAUCUCGGAAAACCACUCCAAAUACAAAACCUUCUGGAACUUUCUAGAUAAUGGAGUCGAUACUUGCAAGAGCAUUGGAGUAUACGCUUAAAUACUGGUUGAAAUCUUUCACUAGAGAUCAGUUCAAGUUGCAAGGACGCACUGCUCAGCUCUCCAAUUUAGAUAUCGAUGGAGAUGCUUUGCAUUCGAGUCUUGGAUUGCCGCCGGCGAUUAAUGUUACGACGGCAAAAGUAGGAAAGUUGGAAAUUGUGCUACCGUCAGUAAGCAAUGUGCAAGUAGAGCCAAUUGUGGUGCAGAUAGAUAGGCUUGAUUUGGUUCUUGAAGAGAAUGCAGAUGCAGAUACGUGUCAAAGUAACAGCAGUGCCCAAUCCACUAGUAGUUCAGGAAGGGGGAGCGGUUAUGGAUUUGCUGAUAAGAUUGCUGAUGGGAUGACUAUAGAAGUACAAACUGUCAACCUUUUACUUGAAACUCGAGGAGCUGGUCGUCGUCAAGGUGGAGCAACAUGGACGCCUCCUAUGGCAUCCAUUACUAUUCGUAACCUUCUACUUUACACUACUAAUGAGAACUGGGAGGUUGUAAAUCUUAAAGACGCAAGAGAUUUCUCCAGCAACAAGGAUUUCAUCUAUGUUUUCAAAAAACUUGAAUGGGGAUCUCUGUCCAUUGAUCUCCUUCCUCACCCUGACAUGUUUAUGGAUGUCCGUGUUCAAGAGGGAUCAAAUAAGAGAGAUGAUGAUGGAGCAAAACGUUCUUUUUUUGGUGGAGAGCGCUUUCUCGAGGGGAUAUCGGGACAGGCUUAUAUCACUGUACAAAGGACACAACUAAAUGAUCCUAUGGGGCUUGAGGCCAGGUUGCAUAUAACUGAAGCUGUUUGUCCUGCUUUGAGUGAACCAGGACUACGAGCUUUUCUUCGCUUCUUGACGGGACUAUACGUCUGUCUUAAUAGAGGAGAUGUGGAUCCAAGGGCACAAAAGCGAUCUACAGAAGCAGCUGGAUGUUCAUUAAUUUCCAUAAUUGUUGAUCAUGUUUUUCUCUGCAUUAGAGACACAGAAUUUAGGCUUGAACUGUUGAUGCAGUCGCUCUGCUUUUCACGGGCAAGUACAUCUGAUGGAGAAAAUGCCAAAAACUUGACCCAAGUUAUGAUUGGUGGACUUUUUUUGAGGGAUACAUUUUCUCGACCUCCGUGCACUCUUAUCCAACCAUCAAUGCAGGCAUUAGGAAACGACUUUCAGCAGAUUCCUGACUUUGGUAUCAGUGCAAAGGACUUUUCACCUCCAAUAUAUCCUCUGGGAGAUGAACAUUGGAAAUUGAAUGAGGCUGCCUCGUUUAUAAACAUCCAUUCUCUGCAGGUGACGCCCUCGCCGGCUCCUCCAUUGUUAGCUUCACAGACAGUAAUUGCCUGCCUGCCUCUUAUGAUCCAUCUUCAGGAAGAGUCCUGUUUGAGAAUAUGUUCCUUUUUAGCUGACGGAAUUGCAGUCAAUACUGGUUCUGUCUUGCCGGAUUGUUCCAUAAAUUCUCUUAGGUUCACUCUAAAAGAACUAGAUCUUACAGUUCCAUUGGACGCUGCAAAGGCAGCUAAUGAUGCCUGCAAUAGUGAGACUGCUUUCCAGGACUUGUUUGCUCAAGCUAAGCUUCACAUAGAAAAUCUGUUUCUGUCCGAAUGCCCUGCACUACGUAUGACUGUGCUUGAGUUGGAGAAGGAUCCUUCUUGUUUCUGCCUCUGGGAUGAUCAACCUAUUGAUGGGAGCCAGAAAAAAUGGUCUGCUGGAGCUUCAUACAUAAGUUUAUCUCUUGAAAAAUCAGAUGAUGCAGAUGUUGAGAAAAAUUCUUCUGAUUCUUCUUUGAGAUUGUGGAGAUGUGUUGAGGUGAAGGAGGUCUGUAUUGAGGUAGCUAUGGCAACUCUAGAUGGAAGCCUACUAGUUCAUGUUCCUCCUCCCGGGGGUAUUGUGAGAGUUGGUAUUGCAUGCAAGCAAUACUGCUCCAAUACUUCUGUUGAGCAGUUGUUUUUUGUCCUGGAUCUCUACGCUUAUUUCGGAAAAGUAAGUGAGAAGAUAGCUUUAGUAGGAAAGAGCAGUAAACUGACAAUCCAAAGAACUCAAUCUUGGAAUGGUGAGCUUAUUUCUAAGGCUCCCAGUGAUACCGCAGUGAGCUUUAUCAUAAAGGGCCUUCAACUAAGAUUUCUGGAAAAUUCCUGCAAGACUACACAAGGGAAGCCUUUGGUUCAAUUCAUGGGGGAAGAUCUGUUUAUUAAAGUAGGUCAUCGAACCCUUGGUGGUGCCAUUGCUAUCUCGUCUAAUAUACGCUGGGAAACUGUGGAACUGGAUUGUUUAGAUGUGGAGGGUAACUCCGCGCUUGCAAAUGGUGCAAUGUCAACUUCCUGUACAAAUGGUUCUCUGGUAAAUGCAAAUGGAUGUCCACAGCUCAGAGCUGUAUUAUGGGUAGAGCGAAAAGAUCAGAAUCAGUUAAGGGGAAGGACAAAGCAUGCUUCUCCGUUCCUCGAUGUUAACAUUGUGCAUGUGAUUCCUUCCCAAGCUCAAGAUGCUGAUUGUCAUAGCUUAAAUGUGUCAGCUUGUAUUGAUGGUGUUCGUCUGGGUGGAGGAAUGAACUAUUCUGAAGCUUUAUUGCAUCAGUUUGGUAUUCUUGGGGCUGAUGGGGGCCCUAGUGAAGGACUUUUGAAAAGGUUGGAGAAUUUGUCUAGCAGUCCAUUGUCAAAGGUCUUCAAGGCACCAUCUCAUGCUGUGGAUCACGUGAAAGAAAAUGGAACAUGUGAUACUAACCAUGAUAGUUUUCUCUCUCACCUGGGAAGGCCAGAUGAGGUGGAUGUGUCGGUUGAUCUUAGAAAUUGGUUGUUUGCUCUUGAAGGCGCUGCAGAGAUGAUAGAAAGCUCAUGUGUUAAUAAUGGUGAAAAUUCUAAUAGGGAAGAUAGGUCUUGGCAUACUACUUUUAAGAGCUUGAAGAUUAAGGCAAAAAAUAGUCCAAAGCCAAAGGACCUAACAAAAUACAAUGUGAAGUCCAACGGCGUUCACAGAUAUCCAGUGGAACUGAUAACGAUUGGCGUUGAAGGUUUGCAGACCUUAAAACCUCAAGUCCAAACAAGCAUCGAUGCAGUGGAGUUUCCUGCCAGCGCUACUAGAGAAGCAGAUAUGAAGAAAGCGGGAGGAGUAAAUGUUGAGGCUCGUGUGGUUGUCUCUGAAGAUAAUAUUGAAGACGGAUUAGGCAACUGGAUGGUUGAAAACCUUAAGUUCUCAGUUGAACAACCGAUUGAGGCUGUUGUUACCAAGAAUGAGCUACAGCAUCUUGCCUUUCUUUGCAAAUCUGAAGUCGAUUCUUUUGGAAGAGUAGCUGCUGGAGUCUUGCGGCUUCUGAAGCUGGAGGGUGUUUUAGGCCAAGCAACCAUUAAUCAGCUAAAUAACCUUGGAAGUGAAGGCCUGGAUAAAUUUUUUACCCCAAAACAGCUCACCCGAGGUGAGAAUGCUGUCUUUGAGCAUAGCCUUUCAAAUGGAUUGGGGAAUAGCCCACAUCCAUCAUCGAGAACCAUUGUGACCUUGCUUGACAAGGAACUGGAGGAUACAGAAUCCAAAUGUGCUGCCCUGAUUGCAAACAUCGGUGAAUCAAAGGAUUCCUCACAACUCCUUGAUCGCGCCAAAGAACUUGGUCAACAAAUUGAAAGCCUACAUAGUUUAUUGAAGCAGUUGAAGGCUCAAGGUUAGCUUUUUAUGUCAUUCUUUCUCUACAAGUUCAGAAAACAGGGAGGAAAAUUCCAACCCUGUUUAGUAUAUUUUUGGUGAUUCUUUUUUGUACAUAGUCAUAUAUAAUAUAUUAUACGAGCAUGUAGACAAUAAUACUAAUAAGAAGCAUUCACUUAGAUAAAAAAAGGUUUGUAUCUUGAAUGUGAAAUUUUGUAUUUCCACGCACGAAAGGCAAGGGAAGUGUAGUGAAGUCUCUUCAAUCCAAUUUGAAAUUUUGGCAAUGUAUUAACAACAUUUUUUUUUCUUCUAUGGAAGUUUAUAGUUAUUGUUGA